AUGGACUAUCCGCUCUUGGAUCGCUACCACCCGUCCGACGCCGCUCCCGACGACCGACCGCUCGUUUGUAAGUCCUCUUCUCUCUUUCUCUCUCGAACGCGCCUAACCGCACCUCCCCGUUCUCCUUCCAGGGGACCACGUCUUGUCCACCGACGAGUACGCUCCGGCCGAGUUUCGCCAGACUCGCACCUUGCUCGCCGAUGGCGGCGACGCCUUCGGAGUCUCCACCGUCGCUUUCGACGACGUCGAGGAACUCGUCUGGAUGGGCAAUCAAGGGGGUCACGUGACGUCUUACUACGGCUCCGCUCUGCAAAAGUACACCUCCUUCCAAGUUCACGCCGCUCAAGAGGUCAGGCACGUUCGUCCCUUGGACGAGGCGAUUCUCAUCUUGACGCAGAGCCUGCUCAGGUGUCAGUUGAGACGCGGUAUACCCGUCUUCACGCACGCGUCCUCCAGCAUGAUCGACAUGCAGUGCAUGCUGAGAAUCUCCCCCGCCAGGUUGCUCCUCGCGGGCCAUCAGCACAACGUCGUCGAUUUCGAUCUCACCACCGGCAGAGAGACCGCACUGGUACACGUCGGCGAAAACGGCUGUGCCAUCUUGAGGCGGCACGGCAGACUCGUCUGCUGCGGCAAUCCUGCCGGAAGGAUCGAUCUCAGAGAUCCCGCUACCUUGUCCGUCGAGCACACCUUCGACACCCACGGUGGUUCUCUCAGCGACUUCGACGUUCGAGGAAACUAUCUCGUUACUUGCGGCUUCGGCAACGGACAGAUGAGAGCGUUGAGCCCCGUUGCUACUUUGGUCUAUCCCCUCCUGUUGAAAUUUCUACCCAGCUAUUCCAGUCGUUUGGCUGUCGUAGCACCGCUCGGACAGAUGCAACUUCUCGACACUAUCUACGCCAACGUCCAGCCACCCGUCACGUGCUUGUAUCAGGUUGCCACCGCUGGUGCCAUGAUAUCGUCCUUCGACGUCUCUUCCACGUCUCAGUGUCUGUGCUUCGGAGAUUCCGCGGGUUCCGUUCACCUCAUGUCCACCAAUACGCCCGAGCCGCAAUUCAACACGUUCUCUCGGCCAACCGAAUUUGCCGACCCCGUCGAUUCCACUCGAUCUCUGUCGUUCGACGACGACGACGUCACGCCGUUGAGCGCCAUACCGAUCGUUCGCACCGGCCAUCCGUUGUUGAGCGACUGGCCGGAGGAGUACUCGAGGAAAGUUUACAGCUCUUCGCGGGAGACUCGCGAUCUAAAACGGACGACGGCACCUUCGUGGCCAUACCUAAACGUUAUCGUAAGAUCGAGGUCAAGUACUCGCGUCUCGGUUACGACGAGUUCGAUUUCGAUCAGUAUAAUCGCACCAACUUCUGCGGUCUCGAAGCCACCCUUCCCAACAGUUAUUGCAACGCUAUGCUGCAGGUAACCGCGAGUUGCCACCUUCGCGAUCGACGCGACGAGUCUCGUUCUUCCUUCGGGAAAACGAGCUCGCGCUCCGUAUCCGGCCGAUCCGACGUUAACGUCUGUCCGUACCGUUCACGUUUCUUCCAGUUACUCUAUUACUGCGAACCUGUGAGAAUAGCCUUGCUCUCUCAUUCCUGUCAAAGAGAAUUCUGCCUGUCCUGCGAACUGGGAUUCUUGUUUCACAUGUUGGACACGUCCCGAGGAUUGCCUUGUCAGGCAGCCAAUUUCCUUCGAGCUUUCCGAACGGUCCCCGAAGCGGCAGCCUUGGGACUCAUACUUGGCGAUCUCCGUCCGGAAGCCAAGAGAAAAACGAAUUUGAUACGAUUGAUACAGACGAACGUUUCGCUUACGAAUCAAGAUAAAAACAGCAAGAGAUCCGUCGAAGAGAACGAGGUACGAGACGAAGAGACGGAGAUCAGUCGUCUGUUUGGAUCUGAACAAAUGCACGUACACCGCUGUCUCAAGUGCGGGCAAGAAGCUACGAAACAUUCCAUCAUGUUGCUGUGUAACUUGGUUUAUCCGGAAUUGACGCAUCCUUCAGAGGAGGUUCCGUUUACCAGUGUUCUCGCCCGCAGCUUAAAACCCGAGAAAAUUACACCUGCCUGGUGCGACAAUUGUCAGAAAUUUACACCCACUCUUCAAUCUCGGCGAUUGACCAAGCUACCUCGAAUAUUGGCUCUCAACUGUGGUUUGGACACGCAGCAGGAUAAACUGUUCUGGCAAGCGCAGAUGGACGUGGUCGUUCGAAAAGUAUCCACUGGCAAGGAGAGUAGUCCGUCUUCGAGUCCUGUUCCCGUUACCGUGAAACCGUGUCGCUAUGGUAACAAUUGUACUCGAAUUGGCUGUAGAUUCAGACACGUUGGCAGAGACCCAGAGAAUGUAUCGACGUCGCCGGUUACUCCACCGACGGCAACUUCGACACCGGUCGCAACACCACCCAGUCACUUGUACUAUUCUCACUCGUGGAUUCCGCACGAUAUACAGAUCUCCUUGAACAGUAGUUGCGAGUUACUCGUCGAGAAGAUGACCGUUCCAAAGAACGAUUCCAACGACGAUGACAAAUCGACCGACGAGAUCCUGAUGGAGAACGAUUGUCGGAGGGCUGACAACGAGGCGCGUGAUGAUUCUGAGAUUACCGGGGAGCGAGAGAACGUGGCUGAAAAUCAUCGUGUCGACGUUGCAACGUUGGACAACGAUGACAACGAACCAGACAGAACCGACGACAACUUGGAUAAAGUUCGAUACAGUCUCAGUGCUGUUGUUUGUUACAUCGACGACAAGGCCAACGAGGAUAGGAGGAAUAUCGUUGCGUUGCUGCGAGCUGGACCAAAUUAUCACGAACGAUCGGCUGGCAGUGCGGUGUCGCAGUGGUACAUUUUUAACGACUUUUGGUACGUGAACGUUCUUCUCUCUGCGUUUCCUCUACUGAGAAACUACCGUCGAAUGCUCGAUGAAACAUCGUGUUGCGAUCGACGUACUCUCCUUUCGUUUAGCAUAUCCGCGGUGACACCGCAAGAAGCGGUGUGGUUCAAUCUCGACUGGAAGGUUCCCUGUGUUCUGCAUUACACGGCUGUGCCUGCACCCGAACCGGCGGUGCCGUUUGUCAGUCCGCUCACCUACGACGUCUUUGGCGAAGACAAGUGCGUCGCUCGCAGUGGAGGGACGAGGGGUAUCACGUUUACUCCAUUAACGUCCGACGAAAUGCCUAAAAAAGGCGAACUAGUCGGAAUUGAUGCGGAAUUUGUAACGUUGAAUCAGGAAGAGGCCGAGCUUCGAAGCGAUGGAAAAAUGUCCACCAUAAAACCGAGUCAUAUGUCGGUUGCACGCAUAACUUGCAUACGUGGCCAAGGUCCUCUGGAGGGAACUCCCUUCGUCGACGAUUACAUAAGCACUCAGGAGCAAGUAGUGGAUUAUUUGACAAAAUUCAGUGGCAUACAGCCGGGUGAUUUGGACGCAAACUUUAGUAGCAAACAUUUGACCACUUUGAAGUCGACGUAUCAAAAACUACGAUUCCUCGUUGACAAUGGAAUCGUGUUUGUCGGCCAUGGACUGAAGAAUGACUUUAGAGUGAUAAACCUGGUCGUCCCACCGGAACAGAUAGUAGAUACGGUAUUGUUGUUUCAUUUGCCCCGUCAUCGUAUGGUGUCGUUGCGUUUUCUUACGUGGCAUUUUUUGGGUAAGAAAAUUCAAUCGGAAACGCAUGAUUCUGCCGAAGAUGCCAGAGCUGCUCUCGAGUUGUAUCGCAAAUACAAAGAGUUGGAGAGUUCUGGUAAGCUGGCCGAAUCGCUGAAGGAGCUUUACAACACUGGCAAUCAGUUGCAAUGGAAAGUAAGGAUAAUGCGUUCUCUUUCGAAUAUUCAUCGUCCCGUAUCGAUCGAACUUUGAUUCGUUCGAUUCUUUUUCCAGGUUCCGGACAGCUGA
Molecule: messenger RNA, 3873 nt
Organism: Heterotrigona itama
Lineage: Eukaryota; Metazoa; Arthropoda; Insecta; Hymenoptera; Apidae
Source: the annotation of a GenBank genome assembly